Prosopis cineraria is the source of this 1595-nucleotide messenger RNA. RefSeq lists its product as uncharacterized. The record is from RefSeq and is a predicted model, not a curated record. The coding region runs from base 152 to 1399 and encodes 415 amino acids. Lineage: Eukaryota; Viridiplantae; Streptophyta; Magnoliopsida; Fabales; Fabaceae. The transcript is spliced from 14 exons. Gene Ontology annotation, molecular function: protein binding.
CCGUGUGGUCAGAGCUGGACUGGAAGAUGCGGAAGGAGGCUGAGCGGGGAACUCCAUUUGAAGCCGAACGUUAGGCAGCCAUACUGGGUUUUCACUGUUGGAGUAUCGGCUUGUCUGUGCAUCGGCUUUUCGGUUCCUUCAGGAGAGAACUAUGAUAGAAGAAGAGAACCAUCAGCACAGUUUGGCCGACGAAGCUACCGAAGCUAGCAAGGAAGAAUGCUCCUGGCCUGUGCUUAACUUCAAUAUCCCUGCGCAGAGAAUCUACCAUUUCCACCAACAGUUCACAACUCCUUCAAACCCUAACAAUUUUCUCAAGGGCGUUAAAUGGUCACCUGAUGGUUCCUGCUUUCUUACGAGUUCCGACGAUAACACUCUCCGACUUUUCGUACUACCAGAGAAUGAAAACGGUUUUCCUCUUGAUCUUUGUUCUGUAGCUACAGAAGAUGAUUCGUUUGCUGCAAAUAUAGUCAUGGUUGAAGGAGAGUCUGUAUAUGAUUAUUGUUGGUAUCCUUACAUGUCUGCCUCAGAUCCAGUGACUAAUGUUUUUGCAACUACCACCCGAGACCAUCCAAUACAUCUAUGGGAUGCUACUUCAGGCCAGCUGCGUUGUACAUACCGAGCCUAUGAUGCUAUGGAUGAAAUCACUGCUGCCUUUUCAAUUGCAUUCAACCCAGCUGGGACUAAGAUAUUUGCUGGAUACAACAAAUCUAUUAGGGUGUUUGAUUUACAUCGGCCUGGUAGAGAUUUUGAAUUGCAUUCUACUGUGAAAGAUAACAAAGAAGGCCAACUGGGCAUUAUAUCUGCAAUGGCUUUCUCUCCAUCUCAUACGGGGAUGCUAGCUAUGGGUUCAUACAAUCAAAUUACUGCUAUAUACAGGGAAGAUAAUAUGGAACUCUUGUAUGUUUUGCAUGGGCAAGAAGGUGGGAUUACACAUGUCCAGUUCUCUAGAGAUGGAAACUAUUUAUACACUGGAGGCCGGAAGGACCCUUACAUACUCUGCUGGGAUGUGCGCAAAACCGUUGAUUGUGUCUACAAGUUAUACAGAUCAUCAGAAAACACCAAUCAGCGGAUACUGUUUGAUAUUGAGCCUUCCGGACAGCAUCUUGGUACUGGUGGUCAGGAUGGCUUAGUUCAUAUAUAUGAUCUUCGAACUGGGCAAUGGGUUUCAUGCUUCCAAGCUGCAUCAGACACUGUAAAUGGCUUCUCUUUCCAUCCAUUUCUGCCACUUGCAGUAUCCUCCUCCGGUCACCGAAGAUUUGUAAUCCCUGAUGAUGAGGACAACGAGGAUUUGUGUUUGAGUGGGAGUGAAAACUGUGCUUCUGUGUGGAGGUUCACUUGUGGUUCAAUGAUGGAUAAUGGUGCGAUGGAUGAUGGCGGUUUCAGCAAUAGUCAAGCCUGAAUAUGGAAAUGUGAUAAAUUUUCUCUGCAUUCAUCUUGCUUCGAUCCGGCGAAUGUAAUUUCAAUACAUCUGUUAUUAACGAUGGAGAUAGUUGAUUGCUCAAUUGGUCCUUUUUUUGCCCUUUUUUUAACUGAAGAAUCUUUAUUUUAACUAGAAGCUGAUCAAAUAGUUCUCAUUUUGCAGAUCUCAGGCUGCU